Molecule: messenger RNA, 402 nt
Organism: Aureobasidium melanogenum CBS 110374
Lineage: Eukaryota; Fungi; Ascomycota; Dothideomycetes; Dothideales; Saccotheciaceae
Exons: 2
Coding region: 1-402 (133 amino acids)
Source: RefSeq, a predicted model, not a curated record
AUGAAUGCUCCUCCUCCCCCUCCUCCGGCAGCAGCUGCCAACGCGUUCUUCGACCUCUCUCUGCUGCCCGGCAGCAAUGGCACCGGCCGCCAGCCCCGUGCUAACCAUGGCUAUGUGCUGAUAGCCGGGAACCAGGACCCCCGCGCCCCCCAUUACUUGUCGAAGCUCUCGGGCAAGUACUCGAGCAGAUACGGUGUGGCCGUCCAGUUCACAAACCUGCCGCAAGGUUACACUUUGUGGUGGAAGGCAAAGCCCGGCCGCUUCACCCGCAACGGCACUCCGGUCGGUGCCUUUUACGUCUAUGGACACCCUCGCGGCCCGUUCAGAUCUGUUGGCACUUUGAUCGUGCAUCUGCACAGCAUAAUCAACAAUGUGGCUCCGUGCCAGUGCGUCAAGUGCUGA